Molecule: messenger RNA, 1392 nt
Organism: Closterium sp. NIES-65
Lineage: Eukaryota; Viridiplantae; Streptophyta; Zygnematophyceae; Desmidiales; Closteriaceae
Source: the annotation of a GenBank genome assembly
AUGUCCGCAGACAAGCUCUGCUCCCGCCCCGUUCCUUGUCUCUUCCUGGGCUUUGUCCCAGACGCGCCUGGCUUUACCACCCCUCCUCGCGCCAUGUCUUCCCUUCUUAGGACGUCACUCGAGCCUGUCAAGGUAGCUGUCGAGUUUGGUCCUGCGCGAGGCACUAAGCGUGCUAAGCUUGAGCGUGCUGAGCCUGGUGGUGGUGGGGGUGGGGGUACUAAGAUUGGGGGUGCUGAGCCUGGGGGUGCGGAGACUGGGGGUACUGAGCCUCGGGGUGCGGAGACUGGGGGUGCUGAGCCUGAGGGUGCGGAGACUGCGGGUGCUGAGCCAGGAGGUCCUGAGCCUGCGGGUGCUGCACCCGGGGGCGCUCUCUCUUCCCAGCAGCUGCGUGAGUGGUACUCUCGAGGUGCUACUGGAGCUGUUGGAGGUGCUACCUGUACUAGGACUGGUGGUGCUCAAGGGGCUGGAGCUGGAGGUGUUGACGCUCGUUGUCCUGCAGGUGGUGGAGCCGACAAUGCAGCUGGAGCUGGUGCUAUUGGGGGUACUAGAGUUGGCACUACUGGAGCUGCUGGUGGUGCUGUAGGAGUUGGAGUUGCUGCUGGGGGUUCUAGUGCUGUCUCUGCUGGUUCUGGGGGCACUUCACGGCCGCGGCUGUACUUCGUUCCACUCCCUCAACAGAUUCUUGGUCACCCGCCUCAUCCUUGUCCCGCUCCCUCCGUAGAGUGUCCUCCGCCUGUCCAGUCGCAGUCACAGCUACAGCCUGCCUCACCACUCCCUGGUCCUUGUCCCUACACUGGUCCGACAGGAGGUCUUACGGAGCGUUCUGAGCCUAAGUCUUGUCAUGUGUCGCCUGUGUCUCGCUCUGCGUCACCUGUUCGUGCUGCUUGCACUAGCCGUUGUGUCCCACGUCAGCGUACUCCUGCUGUCCCAUGCACUCACCAGAUGACGCUUCGUCCUUCCACUGCUCCACAGCGUGUCCCUUUGCCUUCUCCUCCUGCGUCCUCCCUUCCUGCCCUUGCUGACCCGGAGUCUGACUCUCUUCGUGCUGCUAGUUCUACUGUCACGCGUCUCCUGGCCACUGCUGUCACUGACCCUUCCUUUGAGUCAGCUGCUCCGUCUGCCUUAGUUGCUGAGCUUGUCGACUUUGCUGCUCACUAUCAUCUAGACUACGCUGCAAGUCUUGUUGCUAAGUCUGAUUCUCUCUGUCCUCCAUCCAUCGGGGGUGAGUGUGCUCUUGGCACAGACGUCCUUGAGGAGAGGCAGGAGGAGUUUGAGUGCUUUGCCACUGCUGUACCUCAUCUCGUCUCCAUGCUGAUUGCACGUGAGGGAGACCCAGAUGCACCAGACAUCCCGACCCCGCACUCUUACGCUGAGGCGAUUGUGGGUGAGUAA